UGGGGUGUGGAGCUCGAAUGUUCAGUAGGAGGAUCUGUCUCGAGACCGACACCCGGAGCAUCAAUGAGCGAAGGACAGAAAGAUGUGGAUCCUUUCGGCGUGUAAAAUGAAGACAAUGUUAGCGAAGUGUUCUUCUUUUUAUAGCUGAAAGUGCGGCUAUAUUAUUCGGAUACGAACCGAGGAAUGGAGCGUCGAUCCAGUCUGUGAGAGCUGCCUGCCAUUUAUGCUAAUUUAACAGACAGUAUCGCAUGUUGUCAUUUGUACUGACUGAAUGCUAGCUUGUGCUGAUUAUUAUUUACAUCCAAGAUAUAAUUAUCAAGUCGUUUUGAAUAUUCUGUUAAUGAGAAGAACAUCUAUGGUGACAGUUCUCAGCUAGCAAACAAGGUGUUUGUGUUCAAAUUAUCGUUUUGAAAAAGCCAGCCAUGUCUAAGAACAAGAGCAGUGAGUCAGUAAAGGUGGUUGUUCGAUGUAGACCUCUGAACCGGAAAGAGCAGUCCAACGGGCCCUCUGGGGGCAUCGUGCAGAUGGACCUACGGCUUGGACAGGUGAUCCUCAGGAAUCCUCGAGCAUCCCACAGUGAACCCCAGAAAACCUUCACAUUCGACGCAGUGUAUGAUGCCAAUUCCAAACAACGGGAUCUGUAUGAUGAGAGCGUUCGGCCUCUGAUUGAUUCUGUUCUGGCAGGAUUCAAUGGUACCAUUUUUGCUUAUGGGCAAACCGGCACUGGGAAGACGUACACAAUGCAGGGGAUGUGGUUGGACCCCGAGAAACGGGGGGUGAUACCCAAUGCCUUUGACCACAUCUUUACACACAUCUCCCGCUCGCAGUCUGAUAAGCAGUACCUGGUACGGGCGUCCUACCUGGAGAUCUAUCGCGAGGAGGUCCGUGAUCUCUUGGACCCCAACCAUGGCAACGCCCGAGGACUGGAGCUUAGAGAAAGUCCAGAGACUGGAGUCUAUGUACCAGAUCUAACCUCUUGUGUGUGCAAGAGCAUCAAGGAGAUCGAGGAGGUGAUGAAUGUGGGCAACCAAGCGAGGGCAGUGGGGGCCACGGACAUGAAUGAACAUUCAUCCAGGUCUCACGCCCUGUUCCUGAUCACCGUGGAGUGUGGCCAGCCGGGCCCGGAUGGGAGAAAGCAUAUCCGGGUUGGUCGCCUCAACCUGGUGGAUCUGGCUGGUAGCGAGCGCCAGGCUAAGACAGGCGUCCAAGGGGAGCGUUUGAAAGAGGCGGCUAAGAUAAACCUUUCUCUGUCGGCGUUAGGGAAUGUGAUAUCAGCCCUCGCAGAUGGCCGUAGUGGCCAUGUGCCAUACCGGGACUCAAAGCUGACCCGUCUAUUGCAGGACUCACUAGGUGGCAACGCCAAGACCGUCAUGGUGGCCACUUUAGGCCCCUCCCCCCAACACUACGACGAAACCCUCACCACUCUCCGCUACGCCAACCGAGCCAAGAACAUCCAAAACCAGCCUCGAGUCAACGAGGACCCCAAAGACGCCCUUCUCCGAGAGUUCCAGCGGGAAAUCGCUCGGCUCAGGGCCCAGCUCAACCACAGGAAGUGGAGGAGCCAGCAGAAGAAGGAGCAGGUGGACGACAACGGGGAUGAAGACCUCGAUUGUGAAGAGGAGGAGGAGGAGGUGGAGAAGGAGGCAGAGGACUAUGUCAAGCAAGAGGAGCAGCGUCUGGAGCGGGAGAAGGAGGCCAUCAGAGGAGAUCGAUCUCUUCUAGCUGAGGAGAAGCAGAGGCUUCUCGGGGAGAAGGAGAGGAUGAUGGGGGAUCUUCGGAAGGAGCAGGAAGCCACAGAGCAGCUGACUGCCAAGUACAAGGCAAUGGAGAGCAAGCUGCUGGUUGGUGGUAAGAACAUCAUAGAUCACACCAAUGAACAGCAGAAGAUGCUGGAGGUGAAAAGGCAUGAGAUUGCUGAACAGACACGCAGGGAGAGGGAGAUACAGCAGCAGAUGUUGGUGCAGGAUGACGAGACGUUGGAGUUGAGGGAGACUUUUACUUCUCUGCAGCAAGAAGUGGAGGCCAAGACCAAGAAGCUCAAAAAAUUGUAUGCCAAGCUUCAGUGCAUCAAAGCGGAGAUCCAGGAUGUGAAUGAUGAACACGUGAGGAGCCGACAGGAGCUGGAGCAGACACAGAAUGAACUCACCAGAGAGCUCAAGUUCAAGUACCUGAUCAUCGAGAACUUCAUCCCUCCAGAAGAGAAGAAUAAGAUCAUGAGCAGAAUGACCUUUGACACCGAAGAGGAUCAGUGGAAGUUCCAACCUCUCGUUCCCACUGAGAGUAAACCCUUACAGAUGAAGAAAAGGCCAGCAUCUGCAGUCGGAUACAAACGACCCAUCAGCCAGUAUGCGAGGGUUGCCAUAACGAUGGGAGCUCAUACCAGAUUCAGGGCUGAGAACAUCAUGUUUCUGGAGCUGGAUAUGAACCCUCCAAACACCAACUCACUGGGUCGCUUGAAGGAUACAGAGCAGAACCAAAGCUCCUCUGCGGACAACUCACCUACCAACGAUAUUCUCGGUGUCCACAAAUCUCGCUCCUGGUGUCAAAGCCAAAAAUCUAUCACUUCCUCCUCCUCUAAUGUGUCCCUAACAUCUUGCACCACUGCCCUGCCCGCGGCGGCACAGUAAAGCUUUUGAAAGUUUUUUUUUAUUAUUAUUGUUAUUUAUUUUACUGCAAAUUUUGGUGCUGGAACAGGAAACACAAAACACCACCUCUUUCAAGUUGUUACAGGAAUCUAAAGGACCUUAAAAAGCUUAUCAAGAGAAACUAACGCAAACUUUUGUUGCAUGUGAUGGUCUCUUCAUGUUUAGAUAAAUGACGUGUGUGUGUGUGUCACCGAAGUGGCUUUUAACCUGUGUAUGGUAUCAGUGUACAUAUUUCAUGUAUUUGUGUCUCUUAGGGUAAAACGAAAUACCAUUAUACAUUCCUUUAAAGAGGUAACAUCCAUACGUUUUUUUUUGUCACACUGUCGAAAUGAUGAGGUGUGGUGUUGAGUGUCAACUCAGGAUACAAUGUGUAUACCAUGUUGACCUAAAUAUUUAUUUAUUGCCCAAUAUCAAUUAAAUAACAUACUGGUAUUCAAAAAAAAUACCUACAAAAUUAGCAUCCUAUCAAUUUGCCACCCAUUCAAACACUUUUCCAUGGUGAUGACUGUGAGUGACAGGAAGAAAAGCUCUUUUUGGCAGACUUUUUUUCUUCUAUUUGGGUGAAAACGGUACAUAGGAUGCUUUAAAAUCGAAUUAAAAUGUAUAUUUUAUGAUAUUUCAGUUCAAGUCAUAAUAAAGAAUCUGAAUUAUGGUACCAUGAAAUCAUCAAUAAGUAGGGAUGUCCGAUAUCAGCAUAAAAAUGCUUGAUAUGGGUAUAUUUUUUCCCGAUCAUGAAAAACUAUGGGGCGGCACGGCGGACGAGUGGUUAGUGCGCAGACCUCACAGCUAGGAGACCAGGGUUCAAUUAAAUUCAAUUAAAUUGUUAAAUAUUCAGUUGUCCAUUUGUGUAAAAAAUGAGCUUAGUGUGCCUGGAAUGGAUUAAUUGGAUUUACAUUAUUUUCUAUGGGAAAAUUUGCUUUGGUUAGAGUCUGUUUUGGUUUGAGUCGGACCACGUGGACCAUCAUUUGCUACAGUUUAAGAUACAAAUAUAUAAAAUAGAAAAUAAAUUUGGCUGCAUGGCGAAUGAGUGGUUAGCGUGCAGACCUCACAGCUAGGAGACCGGGGUUCAAUUCCACCCUCGGCCAUCUCUGUGUGGAGUUUGCAUGUUCUCCCCGUGCAUGCGUGGGUUUUCUCCGGGUACUCUGGUUUCCUCCCACAUUCCAAAAACAUGCUAGGUUAAUUGGUAACUCCAAAUUGUCCAUAGAUAUGAAUGUGAGUGUGAAUGGUUGUUUGGCUAUAUGUGCCCUGUGAUUGGCUGGCGACCAGUCCAGGGUGUACCCCGCCUCUUGCCCAAAGACAGCUGGGAUAGGCUCCAGCACCCCCGCGACCCUCGUGAGGAAAAACGGUAGAAAAUGAAUGAAUGAAUGAAAAACUAUAUUAAAAAAUUGCUGUAUAUAACAGAAGAUAUGUCAUGUUACACUUAUCGGUGUCGGAAAUUGAGCAUUGGACAAUAUCGGAAUAUCAUCUUUCUGCAAAAAAAAAAAAAAGCCAAUAUCGGACAUCCCUUUCAAUAACUAUUGAAAAAGAACAACAUCCUUUUUUUUUAGCCGCUUCCAUGCCAAAUCUGGCUUUGCAAACAUGAUAAAACAGGAGGCAUGAGGAAGUGAAAGUGAGGAUUAGAUGAGUCGAUGAAAAGAAUGUGCCAGAUUAUGUGGAAUUGACUGUAGAUGUAUCUAAGUGGACUAUAGCCGAGGGGCUGUUGAUUAAGUCUCGACUAGUUUGCUGUGUAAAGAAGACAAACAGGAUGUUAGGAAACAGGAGCUCAGAACAUUCACACGGAGAGUUGCAGUUGAUUCAUUGUUAAUUUUCCCAGUCGUCUAUUCAGUGAUGAGUGAAAAGAAGGGUUCUAUUGACAUAUUGCAAUCAUUAUUUACAGUUUUUGGAGAUCUAUUCAUUAAAAAAAAAAUUUCAAUGUCCUGUGAAGGAUGAAAUGUGAUGUCACUCCAUUUCGAAACACCACACCAGACAAAAUUGGUAUUUUUCCAUCUGUUUGAGUGGUGGUCACUGAGCACCUAAAUGACCCACUUAGUUUUCUACAUGUGUGUCGUUCAGUGAAAGUGAAAGUACAUGCAAUUGACCUUUAAAACAAGAAGUAUAGAUCAUGUUGAUAUGAAGUGAUUGCGGUGAUAUACAAUGUGCAAUGCAAUAGGUGGGUUACAGAUGCAAGGUGUUUUAAAGAGAAAACUGUAUUAGUCAGGGUAGAUUUUCAUUGUGUACAUUAAUAGUGCUUUUUUUUUUUUUAAGAAAAAAUGAUUUCUGUCCGCUUAUCAUACAUCGGAACUCUGAUGGUGACAGCAGGGUGAAUGUGAUUGUUGUUAAGAAUUUUGUCUUUACACAUUGUCUACGUGUCCGUUCUGUAUCAGGCCUGUAAAGUAUAUCGUAUGACCGGGAGAGGGCUGUGGGGCGCGUGGGGGGGGCAUCACAUGCCGAUGGAGAAAGAAA
Molecule: messenger RNA, 5087 nt
Organism: Doryrhamphus excisus (bluestripe pipefish)
Lineage: Eukaryota; Metazoa; Chordata; Actinopteri; Syngnathiformes; Syngnathidae
Gene: kif3ca
Product: kinesin family member 3Ca
Biological process (GO): mitotic cell cycle; microtubule-based movement
Cellular component (GO): microtubule
Molecular function (GO): microtubule binding; microtubule motor activity; ATP binding
Source: RefSeq, a predicted model, not a curated record